UUCCGCCGUCCGAUUUUCGUUGCUGGCCAAUCUCGGGCCGCCCUCCGGCGAUUGGUUUUGGAGCGCAAACUUGGUCGUGACGGCGGCCGGUGCGGGAGAUACGCUGGAGGCGGAGCAUGGAGCAGCCAUGCAGGCAAAUCCUGAGACUGAGGUGACACGCAGUGAGGCGGAGACGGAGGAGAAGGAGGCGAAGGACAUGCCGCCGGAUGCCGCACCCACGGAAGCAGAGGUGAAAACCGCGGAAGCCGCCCCCGCCGCUUCAGAACCAGAUGUCCAGGGUGGAAACGUGGAGGUUGGCAAGGAUGAGAAAAAGAAGGAAGAGGAGAAACAGCCGGGGGCGGAGGAGAAGAUGGAGGAGGACAACCAGGAGCAGGAGAAGAAGCUUGAGGCGGAGAACGAGAAGGAGAAGAAGAUUGAGGAGGAGAACGUGGGGGAAGAGAAGGUUGAGGAGGAGAAGCAGGGAAAGGAGAAGGAGGAGGGGGAGAAGGCAGAGGAGGAGAAGAAGGCAGAGGAGAAGAAGAUGGUAGAGGAGGAGAAAAGGGUUGACGAGGAGAAGGUGGGGGAAGAGAAAGAAGAGAAGGAAGAGGAGGAGAAGGCAGAGGAGGAGAAGGCAGAGGAGGAGGGGAAGGUCGAGGAGGAGAAGGUGAAGGAAAAGAAGGUUGAGGAGAUGGUGGAGGAUCCGGCAGGAGAAGAGAUGCAGGAAGGGAAGGCGGAGCAGGAGAAGGCAGAUGAGCAGGAAUCGAAGGAAAAGACAGAAAGUAAAGCCGAGGAAGAUCCAUCGGAAAGCAUUAACCAAGGUGAGCUGAAGGAUGAGACAGUGAAGGGGGAUGAAGCAGAGAAGGAAGACCUGGAAGACCAACAAAAAGAGGAGGAGAACGCCGGAGCACGAGUCACAGAGAAGGCAGAUGCAGAGGAAAUGCCGACGGAGAAGGAGGCCGAAAAGGACAGCGAGCAAGAGAAGCAAGAUGCCACAGACAAGGCCGAAGAGCAGCCGGAGGCCUCCAGCUCCGAGGAUGCAGCCGAGGAGGUGACCUUGCAUUCUCCAAAGAUGCUGGAUGCAGAUAAGGCGAAGGAGCAAAUGCAGAAGUUGGCUGAGCUCGAAGCGGCUCUGGCACCCUUCGCCUCUCCAAAGGAGGAUCCGGGCCAAGAGCCCGAGAGCGAGAAAGCCCGCAGCCGAUCCAAGGCGAAAUCAAGCUCACUGCGCGACACAAGCCGCGACAAAAGCCGCGACCGACGCUCGCGCGACCAGCUCUUCGCUUCCCGCCAGCUGCCGGAGAAGGGUCAGGAGGCCCGGAAGGCGGCGGCGGAGUCCGCGAAGCGCCGGGAAGAGAAGGAGCGCGAAGGCCUGCGCGCCUGGCGCGACGGCGAUGAACGCCGCCGCAAGUCGCGGAAGCGCAGUCGCAGCCGCAGCAAGCGUCGGAAGAGCCGGAAGUCCUCGAACUCGAAGCGGCGGAAGCGCUCCGUCAGCCGGAAGUCGCCGAGCCGCCGGAAGUCCCCCGCCCGGCGGAAGUCCCCGAGCCGGAAGCGGAAGAGUCCGAGCCGAAAGCGGAAGUCUCCCGAGCGCGAGAGGCCGCGGGUGCGCAAGCGCUCAAGGUCCCGCAGGGAGCGCCGGCCGGAGGGCACGAGCAAGCGCAAGCACAGCUCCAGCAGCAAGGCCAAGUUCCGGCGCGCCAAGUCGCCGGUGCAGGCGUCGAGGCGCGCGCCCUCCUCCUCGAGCCCGCGGAAGGCGACGGCGAAGCCGAAGAGCGCCGCUGUGAAGAGCGGGCUGAGGAAAACAAUCACCAAGAAGGUGCCCGAGAAGAAGGCGGCGCCGCCCUCAUCAGAUUCCUCUACGUCUCCGGCAACGCGGCCAGUGCCGAAGAAAGCGGAGCCGGAGGCCAAGGGCAAGUCCAAGCCGCCCAAGGCCAGCACCGCCAAGGCCAAGGAGAAGCCCAAGCCGAAGCCGGAAAAGCCCAAGCCGAAGACGCCGGAGGUGGAGAAACCCAAGGAGAAGCCGAAGGAAAAGGCAAAGCCGGUAGAGAAGCCGAAGACCGUGGACAAGCCGAAAGCGGAGAAGCCGAAAGCGGAGAAGCCAAAGGAGCCGCCCAAGGACAAGAAACCUCCGCCCGAGGAGCCCAAGCCAAAGGCCGCGCCAAAAGCGGAGGAGAGGCCGAAGAAGAAGAAGCGCGCCGAGAAGAAGCCAGACGCCAUGGCACAGGUGAAGGCCAAGGCCAAGGCCUCCGCAAGCUUCGCCACGGCGAAGUCCAAGGCUUCGCCGAAGGCUUCGGCGGCUGUGCCGAAGGCGGCGCCGAAGGCGGCGCCGAAGGCGGCGGUGUCGGUGUCGGUGUCGGGGGCGGCGGAGAGCGACAGCGACGUGGAGAUUGUGGGGGCGGGCAUCAACUGGUCGCGGUCGGAGGUGCGGAAGGCACGGAAGGACCGGCAGCCGGAGGAGGUGCUGGCCGCGGCCUUGAUGGAGGUCCUGGGCCCCCGGCCUUCUGGCAGCGCCGAUUUGAGCGCCGCAGAGGCGGCGCUGCUGCGGCGCCAGCAGCAGCGCCGGGAGCGGAGCUGGGCGCAGCCGGUGGACGUCACGGCCCCUGCUCCUGAGCCGGAGGAGAAGGACCGAGAGGUGCUGGAGCAAAAGCUGAAGGUGACCCAGCGGCAGCUGCUGCAACUGCAGUUGGGGAUGAAGCAGCAGCAGCUGGAGCGGCUGAAAGCGCGGGUCAAGCGAGCGCCGCGGUAUCAGAGUGUGCAGGCCAAGGCCCGGCGUGCCGCACCGCCAAAGCCGGCGCCGGCCGCCGCGCCCGCGCCGGUGACGUCCGCGGCCUCCGCGCCCUCGGCCAACGCUUCCGCGGCCAAUGCGUCGCCGUUUAGUCCCAAGGACAAGCCGGAGAAACUUCGCGGGCCGCCUCCGAGCUUGAAGAAGAGUCUGGCAGACGCGUACUUCAACAAAAAGGCGGAGGUGGAUCGGCAGAAGGCGCUGCUCCUGGAGAAGCUCCGACAGCGCCAGGAGUUGCUGACAGCCAAGUCGGCAUCGCCCACUGUGGUUCCGGAUGCGCCCGAUGCGACGAAUGCGCCGAAUGCGCCGGAGCCCGCGCUGGAAGCGCAGGCUGCGUCUGCAGGCCGCGAGGACGCUAAAGUUUGAGAG
Molecule: messenger RNA, 3124 nt
Organism: Effrenium voratum
Lineage: Eukaryota; Dinophyceae; Suessiales; Symbiodiniaceae
Source: the annotation of a GenBank genome assembly